Molecule: messenger RNA, 2087 nt
Organism: Xenia sp. Carnegie-2017
Lineage: Eukaryota; Metazoa; Cnidaria; Anthozoa; Malacalcyonacea; Xeniidae
Product: carcinoembryonic antigen-related cell adhesion molecule 5-like
Exons: 8
Coding region: 8-1885 (625 amino acids)
Source: RefSeq, a predicted model, not a curated record
AUACAAGAUGGCAAAGUUUGACUUCCUUUCAUUUGUUUUGUUCUGGUGGAUUUCAACAUGUCAAGGAAUUAUUCAAUCACCUCCCCCUGAUACAAAUUUUACAUUUUUACUUGGAGAAACACACAGUAUAACAUGGACAUUUAAUGAUAGUGAAAGUGAUUUGGACAGUAGAACUUGGUAUUUUACGGGUAGUAGUAAUGGUUCACCACGAAGACGUUUGGCCACUGUCCUUGAGAGGGGUGCUGUAAUAAAGACCAGUGCAUCAACUCCUUCAAAUUAUGACGUCUGUAAACCUUCAACGCUGCAAUUAAGAAAUAUCACUCAUAGUUAUGAUGGAACAUAUGAGUUUAUAUUGGAAAGAAAGGACGAUAUAUCAUUUACAUCUACAGUCAGAGUUUUUGUUGCAAGAAAUAUUCUAUCACCUCCCAAUGGCCCAAGUUUUACAUUUCUACCUGGAGAAACACACAAUAUAACGUGGACAUUUAGUGAUAGAGAAAGUGAUUUGGACAGUAGAGAUUGGUAUUUUACGGGUAGUAGUAAUAGUCCACCACGAAGACGUUUGGCCACUGUCAUUGAGAGGGGUGCUGUAAUAAAGACCAGUGCAUCAACUCCUUCAAAUUAUGACGUCUAUAAACCUUCAACGCUGCAAUUAAGAAUUAUCACUCCUAGUUAUGAUGGAACAUAUAAGUUUAUAUUGGAAAGAAAGGACGAUAUAUCAUUUACAUCUGAAGUCAGAGUUUUUGUUGCAAUGAAACCAAAUGUGGUAAUUUAUUCUUCAAAUCCUCUGGUUGUGAAUGAAGGUGAUAAUGUAUCAUGUACAUUAGUAAUCACUAAUGUUACAUUGAAUGAUGGUGGAAGAAUUUACAAAUGUGAAGCACAAAGUUAUGAUAGUACAGAUUAUAGAGAUGAAAAUCCAUUGAAAUACAAAUCCACCAAAACAAACCAAUAUUACCAUCAGUCCAAUGUCAGUAAAAAAAAAGGUCAAAAUGUGAUAGUAACCUGUGAAUCAGAUGGUUAUCCUGAACCAACCUACACUAUUUAUCAUAAUGGUGCAGUUAUCAGUAAUAAAAAGACAUACAUCAUUAAUUCUAUCAACUUCAGUAAUGCUGGUUCAUAUCGUUGUGAAGCAAAGAAUAAACUGGAAAAUGAUUCAUCUGAUGUUAAAAAUCUUACUAUCAUCACAGUGAAACCUACAGUGGUAAUUAAUUGUUCAACACCUCUCGUUGUGAAUGAAGGUGAUAAUGUAUCAUGUGUAUGUAGAGGUGAAGGAGGUAUCCCUCCUGCUAAUGUCACAUGGUUUGAUAAACAUAACAACAUAAUUGGUGAUGUUGGAGUUGUAAGUAAGACAUUAGUAAUCACUAAUGUUACAUUGAAUGAUGGUGGAAAUUACAGAUGUAAAGCACAAAGUUAUAAUGAUCCACGUUUUAGAGAUGAAAAAUCUAUUGAAGUAACAGUGAAAGCUACUUACAACGUUCUUUGUGAUGACCAAAAAGGGAGAAUAAAACAGUACAAAACAGAAUGGUACAUCAUUUUAAUAACUUUAACAUCUGGAAUUAUCGUUGGAAUUUUGGUUUCUAUUGUUUUUCAAUAUCGUCAACAUUGGUUUUGUAAAAAUUGUCAACAAUUUCAAUCUCCACCUGAAGUUAGGAUAAAUUCUGUUGAUACAACUUAUCAAGAAUUGGAUUUAUCAAAAAUUAAUAAUAAAGAAGAUAAUUAUCAAUCAUUGAGACCAAAGGAUGACACAGUUGAUAAAACUUAUCAAGAACUGGACAUAUCGAAAAGGAAAAUAGAAGAUAAUAAUUAUGAAUCUUUGCAAAAAAAUAAUGAAUCGGAGUACGAGAUACCCGACGAAAGAAGAAAUUAUGAGAACAGUAAUUUGUUUUGAAGAAAAUCAUAAAUUUAUUCUAAACAUGUGUUUAUAAACCUUUUCCAUGUUGUAAAGUCACAACGGCGCUUUUAAGAACAUUUACAUUUUCUGAUAAGAUUUGAAUUUUGCAUCUUUUCCUCCCUUUGGAGCUGCCAAUACUUUAUGAUUUCCAGAAGGAAGCCAUUUUUGGAUGAGAAAAUACACUGGUCAUUCUGACUCA